Molecule: messenger RNA, 765 nt
Organism: Chelonus insularis
Lineage: Eukaryota; Metazoa; Arthropoda; Insecta; Hymenoptera; Braconidae
Gene: Nxt1
Product: NTF2-related export protein 1
Exons: 4
Coding region: 265-693 (142 amino acids)
Biological process (GO): poly(A)+ mRNA export from nucleus
Cellular component (GO): nuclear pore central transport channel
Source: RefSeq, a predicted model, not a curated record
CACUAUUCUUACUUGAAAAAUAUUUUAGUGCGCAUGUCCGAUAGAGAGCGCGUGCUGCGCACCUGAUAUGCGCAAUAUUCUGAACAAUGGCCGAUGUCAACUAAAAACACAACCGAGUUUUAGUAAACAAUUAUUUUGAAGCCAAAACUAAAGUUAAAAUAAUAUUUAUUGAGUAUUUUCUAUAUUUAUUUAACUCAAAAGAGUAAUCUACAGUUAUUCUCAACUAAUAUUUAAAUCAAUCUUCACAAACAAGUGUACGAAAAUAUGGAUCAGCAAGAUUUAAAAUUAAAAAUUGAUCAAGCUUGCAGAACAGCUGAAGAGUUUACAAAAUUGUUCUAUGAAACAUUAGAUAAAAGAAGAUAUCAUAUAUCAAGACUUUACUUGGACACUGCUAGAUUAAUUUGGAAUGGAAAUGGUGUUGAAGGAAAAGAGUCAAUUCAGAAAUUUUUGAUUGAUUUACCAAAUUCUAAUCAUCUUAUUUCUACUUUAGAUGCUCAACCUAUUACUAGUCCAGCAGUUGAGGAUCAAUUUACUUUUCUUGUUAAAGUUGGAGGUCAAGUUAAAUAUAUGGAUAAAUCUAUGAAACCUUUUGUUCAAACAUUUUUAAUAACAGCCAGAGGAGAAAAAUGGAAAAUAGUCAGUGAUACAUUUAGAACUCAAGAGUCAUUAGACAAUGUUAAUACUCCAAGUUAAUCUAUUUAUUACAUUUUAAUUAUCAAUAAAAUUUAUAUACAAAACAACCAAUAAAUUUUUAUAUAAAACAAU